AUGUUCACCGCCGCGCAAGGCGUCCACGUCCUCGGCGAGAUGGGCCAACGCAAAGCCACGAUGGCGCCGCAUCGCGUCUUCCUCAGCGGCGCAUCGGCAGGUGCCUUGCUCGCGUUUGCAUGUGGCACGGUACUCAUAGCCAACGCCGCUCCGUGGAUGCAGGAGAACGCACCUGGGCUCAUCCGCAUCAUCGCCAGCCUGGUGUUUCCCUAUGGGCUGGUCCUGAUUAUGCUCACCGGUGUUGAUCUCUGCACGGCAUCAUUUAUGGUCACCACGCUCGCCACUCUCCAGCGGCGGAUCCCCUGGUGGCGGAUGCUCUCCCACUGGACCCUGACCUUCCUCGGCAACCUCGCCGGCUCGCUGCUCGUCGCCGCGCUGCUCCUCGACCACGGCGGCGUUUUCGCCACCGAGCCGUUCCGCUCCGCCGCCAUCUCGCUCGCCGUCAAGAAGCAGGUCUCCCCGGAGUGGUACCAGAUCUUCCUGCGCGGCAUCGGCUGCAACUGGCUCGUGUGCCUCGCCGUGUACGCGGGCGUGCAGGCGCGCGACGUCACCGGCAAGACGGUCGGCAUGUGGUGGCCGGUCUUUGCGUUUGUGUCGCUGGGCUUCGACCACGUCGUCGCCAACAUGACGUUUAUCCCCGUCGGCAUCGCGCUCGGUGCGCCGGGGCUAAGCGUGGGCUUGUACAUCUGGAAGGGCGUCAUACCGGUGCUGCUGGGAAACAUUAUCGGCGGUGGACUAUUUUGUGGCUGCUUCUACUGGUACAUGUACUCGCUAGAGAUGGAGGAAUUAUCGCCGAUGGGCUCAAUCUUAGGCAAGUAG
Molecule: messenger RNA, 819 nt
Organism: Cordyceps fumosorosea ARSEF 2679
Lineage: Eukaryota; Fungi; Ascomycota; Sordariomycetes; Hypocreales; Cordycipitaceae
Product: Formate/nitrite transporter
Exons: 3
Coding region: 1-819 (272 amino acids)
Biological process (GO): nitrite transport; transmembrane transport
Cellular component (GO): membrane
Molecular function (GO): high-affinity secondary active nitrite transmembrane transporter activity
Source: RefSeq, a predicted model, not a curated record